Molecule: messenger RNA, 2602 nt
Organism: Theobroma umbraticum
Lineage: Eukaryota; Viridiplantae; Streptophyta; Magnoliopsida; Malvales; Malvaceae
Product: protein ALTERED PHOSPHATE STARVATION RESPONSE 1-like
Source: RefSeq, a predicted model, not a curated record
ACUCUUGUCCACUAAGCAAAGAGACGACACCGUUUCAUCGGCUCCCAGUCCCAGACAAAACCACUUUCUUCUCCCUCACUCCGCCACGCCAGUAAACGCAGCAAAAGCUCUCUCUUCCAACCAAACCACUAAAAUAAUUCAAUUUUUCCAUUUUUUUUUUAAUUUCCAAAUUUUGGUUAAUUUUUAUUUUGGAAAUUCUAGGGGAGAGAUGGGUUGUUCGCAAUCGAAGAUCGAGAACGAAGAGGCGGUUACCCGCUGCAAAGAGCGGAAGCAAUUCAUGAAAGAAGCUGUUGCGGCGCGAAACGCCUUCGCUGCCGCCCACUCCGCCUAUGCCAUGUCCUUGAAAAACACCGGCGCCGCCUUAAGCGACUACGCCCACGGCGAGGUCCAGAAUCCCAACCUCUCUUCUCACUCUGGGCAGUCGGUGGUGGGGCCGCCGCCGCCGCAACCGCCUUUAGUCGACAAACUCUUUCCUCCACCUCCGCCUCCAGGGAACCUCUCCGGUGAUCCGGGGGUUCCGAUUCAACGGUCGGCUAGCAUGCCUAUACAGAUGCCGUUGAAGGGGAAGCAAAGGGAAACGUCGACAGGCACGAUUUUGGAAGAUGAAGAGGAGGAUGAUGACUUGGAAGGUAGUGAUAGGUUGGUGAAGCGAAGAUCGGGCCAUUAUAGGGGAAGUGGGAGUGGUGGUAGGAGUAGGAGGGAAGUGGUGGAGGAAGCGGAGGAGGUGGAAGAAAGGGUGACGUCGACGACGGUGCAGGCGCGGGCAAUGCAAUCGCAGCCCUCCCAGGAUUCGACUUACUAUUACUUCUUUCCCACGGAAGAUAGUGUUCCUGGGCCAAGUUUAGGGGAGGUGGAAGAAAUGGGGGUGGAGAAUAGGGAGGUGGAAAGGAAGGUUCUUGAGGAAAUCCCGAAGGCAAUGGAGGCGGAGGUGGUGGUGGAGGAGAAGAGGAGGGAUGAGGAGGUAGUCACGGAGAGGGGACAGAGGACAGCAAUGGAGGCGGAGAAGCCGGUAGCGGCUAUGGCUGGGGUGGGGAAGGGAACCAAGAAGGUUGGGAAAGUCGGGGUUGGUAGUUCAGGGGAGAAGAGGUUGGUGAAAGAGAGUUUUAAUUUGUUGCAGGUAUUUGCAGAGCUUGAUGAUCAUUUCCUGAAGGCGUCAGAAAGUGCUCAUGAGGUUUCGAAGAUGUUGGAGGCUACUAGGUUGCAUUAUCACUCUAAUUUUGCUGAUAAUCGAGGACAUAUUGAUCACUCUGCAAGAGUGAUGCGUGUUAUUACUUGGAAUCGCUCAUUUAGAGGAUUAAAAUUAGACAAUGCGGAUAAUGUGAAGGAUGAUUUUGAUUCGGAGGAGAAUGAGACUCAUGCCACUGUGUUGGAUAAAUUGCUUGCAUGGGAAAAAAAACUUUAUGAUGAAGUGAAGGCAGGUGAACUUAUGAAGUUUGAAUAUCAAAGGAAGGUUGCCACUCUAAACAAACUAAAGAAACGAGGUAACUCUGAAGCACUUGAAAAGGCAAAAGCAGCAGUAAGUCAUCUACAUACUAGAUAUAUUGUCGACAUGCAAUCCAUGGAUUCAACAGUUUCAGAGAUAAAUCGUUUACGAGAUGAUCAGCUAUAUCCGAAACUUGUUCAACUUGUUGAUGGGAUGGCGACAAUGUGGGAAACCAUGAAAGUUCAACAUGAUUUCCAAUCUAGGAUUGUGACAGUCCUGAAAAAUCUGGACCUCUCUCAAUCCCCGAAGGAAACGAGUGAGCACCACCAUGAGCGCACCAUCCAGCUGUUAGCAAUUGUGCAGGAUUGGCACAUGCAGUUUUGCAAGCUUGUAGACCACCAGAAAGGGUACAUAAAAGCCCUGAACAAUUGGUUAAGGCUAAAUCUUGUUCCCAUUGAAAGUAGUCUGAAGGAGAAGGUCUCUUCCCCUCCGAGGGUUGAAACUCCCCCUAUUCUAAGGCUCCUCAAUGCUUGGCAAAACCAGCUUGAGAAACUUCCAGAUGAGAUUGCGAGAAGUGCCAUUAAUAACUUUGGACAUGUGAUAGAUACUAUUAUGCAGCAUCAAUUAGAUGAAAUGAAACUGAAGGAAAAAUGCGAGGAAUCUAAAAAGGAGCUUCAGAAGAAAGAAAGACAAUUUGAAGACUGGUACCAUAAGUAUAUGCAGCGAAGAACACCAGAGGAGUUGGAUCCAGAGAGGACAGAAGACAACCCUAACAAUGAUGCUGUUGCUGAAAGACAGUUUAUGGUGGAAGCAGUGAAGAAGAGGUUGGCAGAAGAAGAAGAGGCCUAUCAGAGGUUAUGCAUUCAGGUGAGGGAGAAGUCUAUGGUGAAUCUUAAAACUCGCUUGCCGGAGCUCUUCAAAGCAAUGACAGAGAUUGCGAAGGCUUGUUCAAAACUGUAUGGAGAGCUAAGGUCCAUAUCACGCUCAAAGAAUCCAAGUCAUAGCCCAUAGAAGUGGUUGUAUGUUUAUGUAAUUUUCCUUUUAUAUAUAAUGUAAUUUUAUGUGCUUUAUAUAGAUAAACACGUCGAACAGAAAGGUAUAGGAAAAAGUCUAAAAGGUAUAUAUGGUCAAUACUUUGGUAUGAUUUUUAAUACAAUAGAUGUCAUAAGUUCACUGUUA